UUCUCAUUAAUUUUUUCUAGACAAGCUUUUUGUUUUUUUUUUGGGUAAAAUUUAUUUUAUUUGCAGUGUUAGUAAAUUUUAAAUUAAAAUUCCCCCUUUCUGUCGGAUUUGUCCACGGAUAGUCUUCGUGCGUACCAUUGAGUUGCGUUACGUGGUGUGUCAGCUGCGCAUGCGUUUUUUGUAGUGUCAAAAUGUCUGGUGAUUACUUUCGAUUUUUGUGUUGCAUUUAGCGAAGAAUUGGAAGUGAUUGGAGUGUGUGUGAUUGGGGAUCGCGACGUGAAUUUGGGGCCCAAGUGCCUGAGAAUGUGUGCGUGGAGACACGAUGCGGCUGAUGACGGUGGGAUCCCCACCAGCGCCUGAAGAAGGUACGCACUGGGUGUCUGGAGGAGUUGGCUCUCUGGGAAAGUCUCUGCUGCCCAAGUUAGUUGAAGUGCAACAUUCGUGGUGUCCGGAAGAGUCUUGAACCCAUCUCUCCGUACCGAAUACUUGACAAAACCGACUUUCUCAACUAUUUUUUGGUUGUUUCCUGAAGGUACUCUCCGCCUCGUUCCUUUCUUUUUCUCUGUUGACCUUUCCGGAAAGGGAUUGCACUUUUGCAUUGACGGAUGAUUAUCUCAGAGAUACAUCACAUGUGCUUCCUCCUCGAUACUCUGUGACGACCGACCAGUGUGACAAUGUCUAUUUAGCGGAUAAUUAGCUUGUGAAAGUUGCAUCUUGUCGAAAUCUCAUUCCUGCGGGAAAGGUUAUAUAAGAACAAGUCGCGAGAGAAAAGUUGAACAAUAUUUUUGAACUUAUCGUGUGACUCAGCCAAGUCAUCGUGUGACCAAGAGACACGUUGAAAGUUUUUUUUUGUAUCUAAAAGGAAAGCCUCAACGUUGUGUUACAAUUUAGCGCCAAAGUGCUGCAGAAUUGCAUUGAGGACAAAUUCCAAUUCAACCAGUUCCAGAUAACAAACUUCCCAAUCAGAUAUAUACAUCAGAUCACCGAUAUAUAGGGAGGAUCAACAAUGAUGGGGCAGUUUUUUCGUGCCCAUGGCAAAUUCUGCGCCUCCCAUCCAUGGGAGGUGAUUGUGGCCGUUGUCACAUUGACCCUGUGCAUGACCUGCAAGAGUGGUGAUCAAUCGCCACCGGCCGCUGUGCGACAGGCACAUCGACAAUGCCACGGUUGGGACUGGCGGGACACGUGCGAAGAUCAGGAACAACCAGAGUACAAUGCAGCUGAUGUCAUCCUCAUGACUGUGGUGAGGUGCUCAGCUGUUCUGUACUGCUACUACCAGUUCCGAAAUCUUCACAAAUUGGGAUCGAAAUACAUCCUUGGAAUUGCUGUACUUUUCACACUCUUCUCUAGUCUCAUUUUUAUGUCGACGGUUUUCUACUUCCUGGGAAGUUCCGUCGCCGAUCUGAAGGACGCAAUGUUCUUCUUCCUGCUACUUGUUGAUCUCUCAAAGGUUGGAAUUUUAGCCCAGUUAGCACUCAGUGGUUCAAGUCAGGGUGAAGUGACGAAAAAUAUUGCCCGUGGAAUGGAAAUUCUCGGGCCAUCGAUAUCACUGGAUACAUUGGUUGAGGCUCUGGUGAUAAGGGUGGGAACUCUUUCCGGAGUCCAUCGGCUGGAACUACUUUGUGGAUUUGCUGUGAUGUCUGUGGUGGUUAAUUAUAUCCUUUUCAUGACCUUCUAUCCAGCGUGUUUAUCGUUAAUUCUGGAACUGUCUCGGAAUGGGGUGGAUGUUGCGAGAUCUGUGAAGGUGAAGGGCAAGGAAUCCCUUCUCACUCGUGCCCUCUACGAUGAGGAUCAAAAGCCAAAUCCUGUCGUUCAGAGGGUCAAGAUCAUAAUGUCGACUGGACUUAUUAUUGUUCAUGCUCACAGUCGCUUUACGUUUUCGGAUAGGGAAAGUGAAUCUGAGACUGUUACCCUUUCGAAUACCCCACAGACUGUUUCCCUGAAUCGUACAGAACCAACAGACUUUACAGGAUACAUCAUGAAAUGGAUAUCAAUGAGUGCUGAUCAAAUAAUCUUCAUGGUAGUGAUAAUUGCUCUUCUCUUCAAAUACAUUUUGUUUGAGGAUCGUGCUGAUUUGGCGGAUCAGCUGAAAUUGAGUGAAAGCCAGGAGAAUGAGAAAGCAUUGCAGAAAAGUGUUGAUAUUAAAGUUACAAAUAACAGUGGUAGUGUGGAUAGUCAAGCUGAAGGCAAGAGGAAACCUCUUUUUACAAUUGGCGAGGAUAUCCUCAAAGAUCAGACUACUCAGACAGAUGUUGAGUAUAAAAGUGUGGGAAAUGAUGAUGAUUCCGUUGAUAUGGAACAAAUGGAAAUUCCUCCACCACGUCCAGUGAGUGAUUGUGUGAAAAUUCUCAAUUCUUAUGAUCGUGGAGCAAGUCUCAGUGAUGAGGAGAUUCGGUUAAUUGUGAAAGCCGGAGGUGGACACUGUCCGCUGUACAAUAUUGAAUCUGUGCUCAAUGAUCCGGAGCGUGGUGUGAAGAUUCGAAGGCAAAUACUAGCCACUGAGGCUCGGCUUCCACCAGAAGUUUUCCAGAAUCUCCCCUACAGAGGCUAUGACUAUUCCAAGGUGAUGAAUGCAUGCUGCGAGAAUGUUUUGGGAUACGUGCAAAUCCCUGUGGGAUAUGCCGGUCCACUACUUCUCGAUGGAAAUCGCUACUAUGUACCAAUGGCCACGACUGAAGGUGCUUUGGUUGCUAGCACAAAUCGUGGCUGCAAAGCUCUACUUUCGCACGGUGUGACGAGUGUUGUGCAGGAUAUUGGCAUGACACGAGCUCCCUGUGUCCGUUUUCCCAGUGUCCUCCAUGCCUCCAGGGCGAAGCGGUGGAUUGAGACGCAGGAGAAUUAUGAGCGCAUCAAGAGUGCCUUUGACUCAACCAGUCGCUAUGCACGUCUCCAGGAGAUUCUCAUUGGCAUGGACGGCCCAACGUUGUACAUUCGCUUCAGAUCACACACUGGAGAUGCCAUGGGCAUGAAUAUGGUGUCUAAGGGGGCAGAGAUGGCACUUAGGUGUAUCCAGGACAAUUUCCCAGAGAUGCAGAUAAUCAGUUUAAGUGGGAAUUUCUGUUCGGACAAAAAGCCAGCUGCGGUGAAUUGGAUAAAGGGAAGGGGAAAGCAUGUGGUUUGUGAGUCCAUUGUGCCGGCUGAUAAGCUGCGCAGUAUCCUCAAGACCAAUGCCAAGACUCUGGUGCAGUGCAAUAAAUUGAAGAAUCUCGUGGGAAGCGCCAUGGCGGGAAGUAUUGGUGGGAAUAAUGCCCAUGCAGCCAAUAUGGUGACGGCAAUUUUCCUGGCCACUGGUCAGGAUCCAGCUCAGAAUGUGACCAGCAGUAAUUGUAGCACGAGCAUGGAGGUGUGCGGGGAGACGGGAGAGGAUCUGUAUGUGACGUGUACGAUGCCAUCGCUGGAAGUGGGUACCAUUGGCGGUGGAACGGUGCUGCCGGCCCAGUCGGCGUGCCUUGAGAUGCUGGGCGUCCGUGGGGCACAUGCUACACAUCCGGCUGAGAAUGCCAAGCGACUGGCUCGCAUCAUCUGUGCCACCGUGAUGGCCGGGGAGAUCAGUCUCAUGUCGGCACUCGUCAACAGUGAUCUAGUCAAGAGUCACAUGCGUCACAAUAGGUCUAGUGUUAAUAUAAACUCAGGUAUGCCUCAGUCAAGAGUGAAUAGUGCAGCCGGAGAAAUUCUUCUUCGAGUGAAUGGCCCAAAGAAUAUGUGAGUAGAUGGAAAAAAUCUAAUAGAAAAUGCAUCCAAUGCAGAUUAAGAGUGAACAAACAAACAAAAAAAAAACAGUGGACAAAAUUUAAAAUGAUUUUCUCUUCAAAUUAAUUUACAAAAUAAAAGAAAAAUUGAAGAAAGAAUCACGAAUUGUAAAAGAACUUACAGUAAUUCUACUUAGGAGUGCAAUUUUUAUUUUGUAAAGUAAAAAAAAAAUACCCGGGAAAAACUUAAUGAAAUGUUUAGAACAUUUGGGAGGAAAUUUACUUAAAGAAAUUUCCAUUUACCAUUUUUUUUUAUUUUUGGGGAAGAGAAAAUAAAAUAAAGCCGCAGAGGAUAUUUUUAAUUACUUAAGUUGGGAGGGUUUUACAGUAGAGAGAGAGAGAGAAAGAGUAUGUGUUUUAGAUUUUACUUAAAUAAAAUUGUGAAUAAUUAGAAUAUUUGCUACUUAGGGGAUUUAAUAAAAAAAAGAGAAAUAAGUGGCAAGGAAAAUAUUUGUAAAAUUGUUUUUUUUUUUCAUUUUUUAGAUAGCAAUUUCGUUGAUUUGAUCAGAAAGUCUCGGAGAAUGAUAAAGGAAUUAAAUUAGGUUAUACGAGACUUGCUGAUGCAAGCGACGAUUUGUAAUAAUUAUUUUGUAGGAGGCAUAGCAGCAUAUUGUGUAAUAAAAUAUUGUUGUAUAGAGCAAAGAUUUACGUGAAAGAGGAUUUAAUUGUUAAACAGUUGCCAUACGUAAGGAAAUGUCUGUUACCAAAAUAAAAUAAAAAAGAAAAAGAUAAUUAUUUUGAGAAAAUUUAACUUGAAGAGUUACUAAAGAGCAAAAUAAUAUAUUUUUCAUUAAAUUCAAGUCUUCCAUUUGAGUGUUUUGAUGUUGAAGAAAAAUUGUAUAAAAUGAAUUGACUAAUAAUUAAUUUCUGAUAUGUACACAAUUUAUUAGAGCGUUUCUUCUUGUUCAAUUUUUAAGCUGAGAGAAAAUCUUUCCCAAUAUUGCCUAUUUAUUAAAAAGAAAACCAUAAGAAUUUCUUUAAAAGAAUCCUAAGACAGAACAAAAAUCCAAUCCCAAAAAGAAACCCUUGAAAAUCAUUAGAAAAAGAAAAUGUAGAGAAGAAACAAGGAAAUAAUGUAAAAGUAGCCUUAGAGAGAAGAUGAAAAAAAAGAAAGAAAAAUAAAGUGAACUUGGAAGUAA
Messenger RNA from Phlebotomus papatasi, 4885 nucleotides. RefSeq names its product 3-hydroxy-3-methylglutaryl-coenzyme A reductase (gene Hmgcr). Gene Ontology annotation, cellular component: peroxisomal membrane; endoplasmic reticulum membrane. Gene Ontology annotation, molecular function: protein binding; NADP binding; hydroxymethylglutaryl-CoA reductase (NADPH) activity. Lineage: Eukaryota; Metazoa; Arthropoda; Insecta; Diptera; Psychodidae. The record is from RefSeq and is a predicted model, not a curated record. Gene Ontology annotation, biological process: coenzyme A metabolic process; isoprenoid biosynthetic process; sterol biosynthetic process. Bases 1007 to 3703 code for a protein of 898 amino acids. The transcript is spliced from 8 exons.